Molecule: messenger RNA, 2364 nt
Organism: Symphalangus syndactylus (siamang)
Lineage: Eukaryota; Metazoa; Chordata; Mammalia; Primates; Hylobatidae
Gene: MEI4
Product: meiotic double-stranded break formation protein 4
Biological process (GO): spermatogenesis; homologous chromosome pairing at meiosis; oogenesis
Cellular component (GO): lateral element
Source: RefSeq, a predicted model, not a curated record
GACUUGGCCUGCGCCAUUUCCUUCCCAAAGCCCAUAUUAAAGAACGCCGGGUCCGCAGAGCCGAGUGCCCCCGUUGACUAGGCUCCUGCUCAGAGUUGGAGUCAUUUUCUCUGGACUGGCUGCUCCUCCUCGGAACAGGCCGCCAAGAGGGGCAGAAGGGGCCGAGUCGGCCGCAGGGGUUUCUGGGGCUUGUGGUCUCCGGGACCUGCUCCCUCACUUCCCCCCACGAGUGGAAGGCCCUGGGCGCUAGUAAGCGUUUCCCCGCCGGCUCUGGUGACCACCUGCUGGGCAGCACGUGGAACCCCGCCCCUGGGGAUGGCGCAGAGCGCCUGCUCCAGGGCUCCUGGGCCCGCUUGAGGGCGCCCUCCCCCGCUACAGGAACCCAUAAGGUAGGCGGGGCGGGCCCUGCACAGCUUUCCAGGACGCCCUCCUACCGCGCGAGGCCUGGCUUUCUGUGCCUGUGGACCACCCGUCCCUUUCACGUGCCCUGGGUUUGGACCUGAGCUCGCAAUAUUCGCAGGGACAAAAGCCAGGAUGGAUGUUCAAAAAUGGUAUUUGAGAACUUCAAAGCUGGCUCUGGCCUUGGCAAUUAUCCGCUCAAAACCAGCAGACAAAAGCAGCAGAGAAUACACAGAGCACCUUGCUAUGUUGCUAUCUGAGGAGGAGUCAAAAUGGAGAUCAAAAGUUGAAGUCUUGGAAGCUGAAGUUAUGCAAUUACGUCAAAAACUUCUUGUGAGCAGGCUUUGUUCAGGAUCCUUUAAGAGUGGAUACGUUUCCUCCCAGUUGGAGGCUCAGGAACCUAAGAGUUCUGAAAGUACAUUAACUUCGAUGGAAGAUUCUGGAUGUGAUUUGUCAAAUGAGCAGAGAACUGAAUCCUCAGACCUGUCCCAGCACUUUGUGGAAAGCUGUACCCCCACUCACUUUCCACCACUGCCUCUUGUGAAAAGACCUUGUGCUAUCCUGCAAAAUCCUUUGUCUUCUCACAUGCAAUUCUUGCAAUAUCUACUUGAAUUAAAGAAUUUGACAGAAUCAGGUAAUCUUAAAAGAGACUUAACCCACUUUGAAAAAGACUAUUCCACAGUCUCUGAUUCUGUUUUUCAAUUGCUGGACGGCCUGAUCACUUUUUACCGUAAUCCCAAACUUCCUUUUUCAAGAAUUUGGACAGAAGCUGCUGGUACUUUAGCUAGUCUGAUCAAUGACUAUAACUUAUCUAGUCAUAUUCUUAAAAAGUGUUCCAAGAAGUUGGAAGAAUUUGAGAAAACCCUACUACAUGCUAUUUUAGGAAACAAUCAUAUAAAUCAGUUUCAGGUGCAGCAUCAUGUCUCUCAGAGUCUGGUAACCCUGGGAAGUUGCAGCUUGUUGAGAAAAUCUAUUAUAUCUCUGCUUCUAUCAGAAGUAGAUGGCUUUGCCGAGAAUCUGGGAGCCAUCAAUCAGGAGCAAGCCAGUUAUGAUGUGUCACGCUAUGAAAACAUUUUUUACCUGUUCUGGGUUCUGGAGCAGCUUCUUCAAAAGGAAACCAAAGAAGGCAACACUUCAGGUAUAGGUCAUGAUGACCAAGAAAUCAAGAAAUUUCUUCAGAAGCAUGAUGAAACUAUUUUCCAACUUUCUGAUACAUUUCCUUUGUUUACUUUUUAUUUAUGGAGAGUGGGCAUUCUUUUGAACUCAGCACAGAUAGAAACUCUUAAAAAUAACUCCAUUCCUUAGCAAUUUACCACGUUUGAAGCAUAAUAAAGUAGAAUAUAUGAAAAUCUCAUAUUGAAAAGAUUUUCAAUAGUAUUUUAAUUCGCAUUUUAGAAUUGAUCUCUAAAUAUAAUUAUCAAUUCAACUUAAUGGUUAGUCUUAAAUUGUAUGAAAUUUUAUGAGUCAUAUUUCUAUACUAAAAUCAGCCAGUUUCAGUUGGUAAUGCCAUCCUUAUUCCCAUGUAACUGUAUUUUAUUUCACUUAAUAUGGUUUAGCUCUAUUAUUCUGUAAAAUGGACCAUUAAUUGUCUGUCGCAUCUCUUAAAAGAUAUUGAAGUUGUAAAAGAUUUCCAUGUAAUUGAUGCUAAAUGGUAAUCAAAGAGAUUUUUAAAGUUUAGUUGCAUUAUCAACACAAAGUGUUGGAAUAUAAGUGGUCAUAAAUGCAAUUUUAAAAACUUUUUCUUACAUAGUUGAACUUACAUCAUUGCUUUCAUCUUAGACAAGAAUCAUAUAGAAGCAGAAUUUUUUUAACCUUUGGAAACUUAAUUGCUUUUUAUUUCAUAUGGCUAAAACAUUGGUCGAGCUCUUUUGAAAAUACUAUUAGUUGUUUAAAAUGUUCUUUGUUUUUCAACAAAUACUUGUUUCAAUUCUGUUGAUUAAAUAUGUUAUAAUAGUUGUUAAAUAG